CUUUGAAUUCAACUGCCCAAACCAUUAACCAUCAAACACGACUGAAAAUAGCACCCAACUCCACCUCCCAAACCAAAUUAGAAUCCCAAACUUUAGUGCUUCAUAAAAUUUUCUUCUAUAUUAUCCCUUCUAAACUUGAUAAAAAAAACUCAUCCUUCCCCCUUUUCUCUCUCAAAUCUCAAUUUUCCACACCUAAAGUAAUUAAUAUGGCUUUCGUUCUAGUAGCAGGAAAAUCCACAAAAUCACAAAUAGUAGCCAUAGCAGAUGCAGCUUCGUUGUACUGUGCUAUGGUUAUAUUAGGUCUGCUUUUAAUUAGCUCAGUGAAAGAUAAUUAUUCAACAGAUGAAGCUGUGAUUAGAGGGAACCACUUCUUUAACCGGCCAUGUGAUGAAAUUUAUGUUGUUGGAGAAGGUGAAACGUUACAUACAAUAAGUGACAAGUGUGGUGAUCCUUAUAUUGUUGAGAGGAAUCCACAUAUUCAUGAUCCUGAUGAUGUUUUUCCUGGUCUUGUCAUCAAGAUCACUCCUAGGAACAGAUCAUAGUUAUCCUGUCCUGUAAUUUAUUCAGAGUUCAGAGUUCAAGGUUUAACGAGGUUUUUGUUUUCCCUAAUCCUGCAGCAGAGUACUCUGCUUGCGGAGAUUUCUCUCUUGGGAAUUAAAGUGUUUUUAUUUUUUGCCUUUUUU
This is a messenger RNA of Lycium ferocissimum, 683 nucleotides long. RefSeq lists its product as uncharacterized. NCBI's taxonomy places the organism in Eukaryota, Viridiplantae, Streptophyta, Magnoliopsida, Solanales, Solanaceae. The record is from RefSeq and is a predicted model, not a curated record. Bases 207 to 542 code for a protein of 111 amino acids. The transcript has a single exon.